This is a messenger RNA of Babjeviella inositovora NRRL Y-12698, 576 nucleotides long. Its product is annotated as 60S ribosomal protein uL6. Bases 1 to 576 code for a protein of 191 amino acids. Lineage: Eukaryota; Fungi; Ascomycota; Pichiomycetes; Serinales. Gene Ontology annotation, molecular function: structural constituent of ribosome; rRNA binding. Gene Ontology annotation, biological process: cytoplasmic translation. Gene Ontology annotation, cellular component: cytosolic large ribosomal subunit; ribosome. The transcript has a single exon. The record is from RefSeq and is a predicted model, not a curated record.
AUGAAGUACAUUCAAACCGAUCAAAUCUUGGACAUUCCAGAAGGUGUCACCGUUGAAAUCAACGCCAGAAAGAUCAAGGUUACUGGUCCAAGAGGUGUCUUGAACAAGAACUUGAACCACAUCAAUGUCACUUUCGCCAAGUUGUCCAACAGAGCUAUCAAGAUCACCGUCCACGACGGUGACAGAAAGCACGUUGCUGCCUUGAGAACUGUCAAGUCUUUGAUCUCCAACUUGAUCACUGGUGUCACCAAGGGUUACAAGUACAAGAUGAGAUACGUCUACGCCCAUUUCCCAAUCAACGUUAACGUUAUUGAAAUCGAUGGCGAGAAGUUUGUUGAAAUCAGAAACUUCUUGGGUGAAAAGAGAGUCAGAAACGUCAAGAUCGCCGAAGGUGUCGAAGUCGAAAACUCUGCCAACCAGAAGGAUGAAUUGGUCUUGACCGGUAACUCCUUGGAGGCUGUUUCCCAGGUUGCCGCCGAUGUCCAGCAAAUCUGCCGUGUCAGAAACAAGGAUAUCCGUAAGUUCUUGGAUGGUAUCUACGUUUCCGAAAAGGGCACCAUUAUCCAGGACGAAUAA